Messenger RNA from Camarhynchus parvulus, 378 nucleotides. It is a transcript of the gene KCNE2, whose product is annotated as potassium voltage-gated channel subfamily E regulatory subunit 2. The record is from RefSeq and is a predicted model, not a curated record. NCBI's taxonomy places the organism in Eukaryota, Metazoa, Chordata, Aves, Passeriformes, Thraupidae. Bases 1 to 378 code for a protein of 125 amino acids. Gene Ontology annotation, biological process: regulation of ventricular cardiac muscle cell membrane repolarization; regulation of heart rate by cardiac conduction; ventricular cardiac muscle cell action potential. Gene Ontology annotation, molecular function: delayed rectifier potassium channel activity; voltage-gated potassium channel activity involved in ventricular cardiac muscle cell action potential repolarization; transmembrane transporter binding. The transcript has a single exon. Gene Ontology annotation, cellular component: membrane.
AUGACCAAGCUGCAGAACUUCACUUGGGCAGUGGAAGAUAUUUUCAAGGAAACCUUCCUCAAUUACAUGAACGGCUGGAGGAGGAACAUGACAGAAGCAGAGAACAAACUGCAGGCUGAGGUGGCUGCUGAAAACUUUGACUACGUUAUCCUGUACCUGAUGGUGAUGAUUGGGAUGUUCUCCUUCAUCAUCGUGGCCAUCCUGGUGAGCACUGUGAAAUCCAAGAGGAGGGAGCACUCCAACGAUCCCUACCACCAGUACAUCGUGGAGGACUGGGGGGAGAAGUACAAGAACCAGGUGCUGAACCCAGAAGAUCUCAAGUGUGUGAUCCAUGAAAACCUGGGGGCAAGGGAUAAAACAAGCCCAGAGUCACCUUGA